CUCCAGGCUGUUGGGAGGAAAAGGGGAGAACGGAGCAACAGCCACGACUGUGGACGCGAGCGUCUCGGGUGUGCGCAUGCGCCCGCUCCGCGGCCUGCUUCUAUUUAUGUGGGGGACCCAACAUGGCGGAUGCGGCGACCCUGGCGAUGGCGGCGGAGCCCGUCAGAACGUAGUGGCGGGGACGCGGGCCCGGGCCGCACUCACGGUGGCGUCCGCGGAGGCGGCUGAAGGCGCCGGACGCAGGAAGAGCGGCGGAGAGCGGAAGGAAGGGCGGGCGGGCACGCCGCGCGGCGUCGAGGCGACAGCCGGCUCGGGCGAGCGCCGAGGGCCGCAGGCGCGGGGAUGGCGGAGCCGCGCAGAGUCGCGUUCAUCAGCCUGUCACCGGUGAGGCGGCGCGAGGCCGAGCCGGCGGGCGCCGAGCCCCCGCCCCCGCCCCCGCCCCCGCGGCCGGAGCCGGCCCGGGCGGAGCCGCUGCCGCCGCGCGAGCCCAGCCGCGCCGAGCCGCCCAUGGCGCCGCCGCAGCGCGAGCCCCCGCGGCCCGAGCCGCCGCCGCCGCCGCCCGUGCCGCCGCCCGUGCCGCCGCCCGUGCCGCCGCGGGACGCCGCUUCCCGGGCCGAGCCGCCGCCGCGGCCGCCCAGGGAGACGGUUCGCCUGGAGCUGGUGCUCAAGGACCCCACGGACGAGAGCUGCGUGGAGUUCAGCUACCCGGAGCUGCUGCUGUGCGGAGAACAACGGAAGAAACUUGUUCAUACAGAAGACCCAUUUAAUGAUGAGCAUAAGGAGAGGCAAGAAGUGGAAAUGUUGGCUAAGAAGUUUGAAAUGAAAUAUGGUGGGAAAGCCCGUAAACACCGGAAGGAUCGGCUACAAGAUUUAAUUGAUAUAGGCUUUGGCUAUGAUGAGACAGAUCCGUUUAUUGAUAACUCAGAGGCUUAUGACGAAUUAGUCCCUGCUUCUCUAACAACAAAAUAUGGAGGCUUCUACAUCAACACUGGUACUCUUCAGUUCCGCCAGGCUUCAGACACUGAAGAAGAUGAUAUUACAGAUAACCAAAAGCACAAGCCGCCCAAGGCUCCCAGAAUAAAAGAAGAUGAUAUUGAGGUAAAGAAGAGGAAGCGGAAAGAGGAAGGGGAAAAGGAGAAGAAGCCAAGAAAAAAAGUGCCCAAACAACUCGGAGUUGUGGCUCUUAAUUCUCACAAGUCUGAAAAAAAGAAGAAGCGAUAUAAAGAUUCCCUUUCUUUGGCUGCUAUGAUACGAAAAUUUCAAAAAGAGAAGGAUGCACUAAAGAAGGAAUCUAACCCUAAGGUCCCAGUGACCCUACCAACUUCCUCUCUGACUAAGUCCUCCUGUGCUGCCUCAGCCAUGGGGGACGACAUCCCGGACUUCAGUUUGAACAGUGCUGAUCCAGACCUCCCUAUUUUUGUUAGCACAAAUGAGCAUGAAUUGUUUGAGGAAGCGGAAAAUGCCCUAGAGAUGCUAGAUGACUUUGACUUUGACAGGUUACUAGAUGCUGCUUCUGAUGGCAGCCCCCUCUCUGAGUCAGGGGGAGAAAAUGGAAACACCACCCAGCCCACCUUCACCUCCCAGGUUAUGCCCAAGGUGGUACCUACACUUCCAGAUGGUCUACCUGUGCUCCUUGAGAAACGCAUUGAGGACCUUCGUGUAGCUGCCAAACUUUUUGAUGAAGAAGGAAGAAAAAAAUUCUUCACACAAGAAAUGAAUAAUAUUCUUCUGGACAUCGAGUUACAGCUACAAGAAGUGGGACCCGUCAUUCGCAGUGGCGUCUACGCCCAUCUUGAAGCGUUUGUGCCAUGCAAUAAGGAAACACUGGUAAAACGCCUAAAGAAGUUACAUCUUAAUGUCCAGGAUGAUCGUUUAAGAGAACCUCUGCAGAAAUUGAAGCUGGCUGUAAGCAGUGUCAUGCCUGAACAGCUGUUCAAAUACCAGGAGGACUGCCAGGCUCGCAGUCAAGCCAAGUGUGCCAAGUUGCAAGCAGAUGAAGAACGGGAAAAAAAUGGAUCUGAAGAUGAUGAUGAUGAGAAGCCAGGGAAACGAGUCAUAGGCCCACGAAAGAAAUUCCACUGGGAUGAUACCAUUAGAACUUUGUUAUGUAACCUGGUUGAGAUCAAAUUGGGAUGCUAUGAAUUAGAGCCAAAUAAAAGCCAGUCUGCUGAGGAUUAUCUCAAGUCCUUCAUGGAGACAGAAGUGAAGCCACUGUGGCCUAAAGGCUGGAUGCAGGCCAGAAUGCUCUUUAAGGAAAGCCGGAGUGUACAUAAUCAUCUUACUUCUGCUCCGGCAAAGAAAAAGGUGAUUCCUGCAUCAAAACCCAAAGUCAAGGAAUGUAGCCCCAAAAAAGACCCAAAGGCCCCUGUAUCUUUGGCUUCAGUCGGCGGUCCUUCCAUAAGCUCCAACACAUCCACCAUUGCUUCGGCCAGUGCGAGCUCAGCACCAGCCCAAGAAACCAUCUGCCUCGAUGACUCCCUGGAUGAAGACCUUUCUUUCCACUCGUCUUCACUGGAUCUUGUAUCUGAAGCUUUAGCUGUCAUCAACAAUGGGAACAAAGGCCCCUCAGUUGGCUCAAGGCUAACCGUGCCAACUACAAAACCUCGUCCAGGACUGAGAGAAGAAAAACUAGCAAGUAUCAUGAGUAAGUUACCACUGGCUACUCCCAAAAAACUAGAUUCUACUCAGACUGCACACUCGUCAAGUCUUAUUGCCGGUCACACAGGGCCAGUACCAAAGAAACCCCAGGAUUUAGCUCAUACUGGCAUUUCUUCAGGCCUUAUUGCUGGUUCUUCAAUUCAGAACCCUAAAGUUUCCUUAGAACCUUUGCCAGCCAGGCUACUCCAGCAAGGACUGCAAAGGUCCAGCCAGAUACAUGCUUCUUCCUCUUCACAGACUCAUGUCUCCUCCUCCCAAGCCCAAGUUGCUGCCUCCUCUCAUGCUCUGGGAACAUCAGAGGCCCAAGAUGCUUCUCCGUUAACACAAGCAACAAAGGUGCACCAGCACUCAGCUGUCCACCAGAACUAUGUGUCUCCAUUACAAGCCACCAUUAGUAAAUCACAGACCAACCCAGUGGUGAAAUUGAGUAAUAACCCCCAACUUUCCUGUUCGUCCCAACUACUCAAGACUUCAGAUAAGCCACUGAUGUAUCGCCUCCCUUUGUCUACCCCAUCACCUGGAAAUGGUUCACAGGGGCCUCACCCCCUGGUUUCUAGGACAGCAUCAAGUACCACUACCUCCAGUAACUAUUUAGCCAAGGCUAUGGUGUCACAAAUCUCCACGCAGGGUUUCAAACCUCCCCUCUCAAUGACUGCAUCUCCCAAACUUGCGGCAUCUCCCAAACCUGCCACAUCUCCCAAACCUUUGCCCUCACCUAAGCCUUCUGCCUCACCCAAGCCCUCUCUGUCAGCUAAGCCUUCAAUAUCAACUAAACUUAUUUCUAAAUCCAACCCAACCCCCAAGCCUGCUGUAUGCCCGACUUCCUCCAGCCCAAACACACUAGUAGCCCAGAGCAGCCACUCCACUAGUAACAACCCCGUCCACAAACAGCCCAGUGGAGUGAACAUCAGCAGACAGUCUCCUACUCUGAAUUUGUUGCCCUCAAAUCGCACUCCUGGCCUUCCAUCUACAAAAACUCUUCCGGCCCCUUCUAAACUAACAAACUCGUCACCCACUGGGACUGCUGCUGGGAAGAGCAGCUUGAGUGGAAUUCCAAUGAAUGUACCUGCCAGCAGAGGUAGCAACCUUAACUCGAGUGGAGCUAAUAGGACUAGUCUAUCUGGGGGAGCAGGAGGUGGAACACAGGGUGCUACUAAACCGUUGUCUACUCCACAUAGACCAGCCUCUGCCUCAGGGUCUUCAAUGGUAGCAGCCAGUGUGCAGUCCACAGCAGGAGCAUCAUUAUUGGCUAAUGCCUCACCUCUGACUCUCAUGACAUCACCUUUGUCUGUAACAAAUCAAACUGUGACUCCUUUUGGGAUGCUGGGUGGCCUUGUUCCCGUGACCAUGCCCUUCCAGUUUCCCUUGGAGCUACUUGGCUUUGGAACGGACACAGCUGGAGUGACAACCACCUCGGGAUCUACCUCAGCCGCUUUCCAUCACAGCCUAACUCAGAAUUUACUAAAGAGUUUACAGCCAGGAACUCAGCAUGCAGCAACACUUUCCCACUCACCUCUGCCUGCACACGUACAGCAAGCAUUUAAUGAUGGAGGCCAAAGUAAAGGGGAUACUAAGUUACCACGGAAAUCUCAGUGACUUCCUAGCGAUCAAGAGAGGAAUCAUUUGACUGGCUGAUGGGACCUACCUGAUGGGAAAGUCUUAUGUGGUCACAGGGCUGCUGUUUCUGUCGAUGUUUACAUUCUCGUCCCGAGCACUGUGGUGAGGAGGAAAAGGAAAGAAAAUGUUACUUGAGAAAAACCAGGUGCAGGAGGAAGAAAUGCUUUUGUGCAAAAUUAGUGACCUUUGGUCUCUUAAAGUUCCCAUGUUAACCUGCUUCAAAGAGACUCAGCUGUCAAACCCACAGAAGUAUCAAUUUGAUUUUUUUUUUUUUUUUUAACCUGGGGGAGAAAGAAGGAAGUUGAGAGGAUUUGGGUAAAUGGUCAUCCAUCCUGGGGGUUGGAUCUGAACAGUCUACAUAUAAGUGCAUAAUAAAAGCAACUAAAAGUAGAAUUAGCCCAGUUUGAGGAGAAUCAGUCAUGUGUGUGUAGUGGACAGGUUUGCCACAGUCAGUCACACGAUGUUCUCCAUACAGUAGCUGAAGAGUACUGUACUCAAGUGUCCUGAGCAAACUUGAAUCUUCUCCAGAGUGUAGCAGUUCCCAGUGUAAGACUGAAGAUGUGUCGGCAAAGAUGCUGUAGCACAGUGAUAAAUAUCACUAUAUCUUCUAGAUUUUUUUAAAGUCAGGAAAGUGAGCCUGUUGCUCUUAACGGACAAAAUGUCGAUAAUCCCCUUUUUGUAAAAGGGUCUAUUUCCUCCAUUCAGAAGUAGGUACUGAACCCCUUUCUAAAGCUGACUUGUCAUCCGGUAUUGACUGGUUAGUAUUUAUUUCUAGUCCCGAUGUGCAGGAGUGAGUCUCACGUUUUCUCUUGAUACAUGGGGUCUUUGUAUCUCUGCUGCUCGUCUGCCUUGUAGCCUGCCAAGAACUGCAGGUGCCCAGCUCCCUCACUGCACAGGACUCUUAACUAGUGGUACCUUAGGUGACUAGAGCUGUUGAUAUAAAGAGCAUGCACAGCAUCUGUAUCUUUGUGGGUCAACCAAAUGGUAUAUACAUAACAGCAUACCAUUUUAAAGGGAUGAACUCCAGUAGGAAUACUGUAUACAAGGGACCACCCUUUAUAACUGUCACAAUGAAGCUUUAUGCCCCAUAUCCUUUGCAGUAAAAAUGUUUGCACCAUUUGGAAUCUGAAACUUUUAACAGAAUUUACUCAGUGUUGAUGUUCAAGUAAGCCUAUAGGUACAGAUAAUUAAGGUUCUUUAAUUCUGGUUUCUAUAUGUGAAUAGAGGCAACGAAGGAUGUGAAGGGAUAAAUACACAAUUCUCUUUGGAUACAUUCUAUUUUGCCUCGGCUACAUUAUGGUGUCCCCUGAAUUUUAAAAUUUUGAGUAUUUUCAAAUUAUCCAAGGAUAGCAUAAACUCUAAGUGAUAUAAGUUUAGUUUAUGUAUGACAGGCUAGCCUGGUAAAAAUAGCAACAUUGCUUUCAUAUUCUCAUUACAUAUUACCAUGUAUCAUUCAGUUCAUACAGACGAGAGUGUUAGCCAUACCACAUUUUCCUUUGACAGGCAAAAGCCCUGAGAAGCCCGUAUGACUGUAAUAACCAACCACAGGUCUGCUUGGAUUUCUAUGCCUAUAAUGUGACUUCAGAGUCACAUUGACAUGCCUCAUAGCAAAAAGUCAGUGACUGAGAACUUUAGUUCCAAGAACCUGUUACAGUAAGGGGAAAGGAUUGUUCAGGAGAACCAUUGAAGCUGGGUAUACUGGCUCAUGCUUGUAAUCCCAGUACUCAGGAGGCUGAGGCAGGAAGAUCUCAGGUUUGAGGCUAGCCUGGAAUAUGUGACAGUGAGACCCAGGCCAGUCUGCACUGGGCUGACAGUGAGACCCGGCCUCAAAAAUAAAUAGAUAAAUAAAUAGAUAAAUAAAUAAAUAAAAUUAAAUAAAAAGGUCAGGAAGGAAGGAAGAAAGGAAUCAUUGCUAUAAUUUCUUGACCGUAGUAAUUUAGUUAAUGAAUAAAGCAAAUAUGGAUGCUAUAUGAGCCCUGGUAGAUAAUUGGAAAGAUACAGGGGUGUAGCUGAGAGUUUGAACUUGAAUUGAACAUGUUAGGUUUCAUUGAAAGGUCUCUCAGAGAAGCUUACUCAGUUCUUGGCUUACUCCAGUCCCAGAUGACUUGUUUUCAAACAUGCCUGCUAAUACUGCCUGGGCUGAUGUUCUGGGAGUGUGCUUCGGAAGGUGGCCUUGAGCUUCAUUUCCUCUUCCCAGGGAGAAGUCAGUGAUAUUAAUUAGUCUCUCUUCCUGCUGAUACCUGUGUUUGUGUGUUUCUUAAACCCAUCCAUUCUGAACCAUGCUAUAUGAAGGCCCUGGUGGUUCCUUGCCGUCAUUAGAAAAGAACAAGAUUAGUAACUCUCUUUCCUGUGUCAUUUUAUAAAAUUAUCUGAGAAUAUAAGACGUAAAGUAUCUUCUGUUCCUAUCAGUCUUGAUUUCCCCUAAGGACUGCUGUAAGAAUCCCCACUUCAGCAACCUUACAUGUUAUACAGAAUAUUCAGAGUCCUUUCUACAUGUAAAUAUAUUUCUUUCUAUAUCAUAACAUUGAAAGUGGUGUCCAUACUUUAUGGCUACCUGUCUUUACAGUUUUUAUUACUAAGAACAAGCAUAUAAGUUGGUUAUUUUUAAACAAGAGACUUGCAACUCAUACUGUAUUUUUGCACUUAAAGUCAAAUUAUGUUAUUUUUCAAAUGGUGAAUAACUGGAAAGGAUAUCUGUAGAGCAAUGUGUAUCGCUAAAGAACGUUAGCAACAUCCAAAUGCAGAAGUAAAUCAGCACACUUAGAUCCCACUCAUGGGAUACUUGAUUCAGGAAGAUUAAGCUAUUUGUUUCCAACUGUCUUACAUUUAAAAUUGCCUUCACUGAUGUAUAAGCUGUUACUGUACAUACAAGGUGAUCCUCAGUAUUCACAAGCAAUAACAGUCAGCAGAGCUGUCCUCAGACAGUGGUGCUGGACCUCAGUUGGAGACUGUUUGGGAGCAAAGUGUCAAGCUCAUUGAGAGCCUCCGAGAUAAAUGCAAGCAAUAAUUUCUAUUAAAAUUAAAUUAUAAUUCUUCUCAUGCUUCUGAGAACAGAGUGAGAAAUCAUGAUUUUAAAACAUUCUGGAGAAAAGAUUUGGAGAAAAGAAGCCAAGUUUUUUUAUAAUAACAAAAGUCCUUACACUUUGAAGAAAUCAAGAAGAUUCGAUUAGUACAUUCUUUCAUGCCCACCACCCCUUUGAUGGAUAUUAUUAGCCCAAAUUAUAUUGUUUUGUGUCAUAGACACCGAAUAAGGCUUGUUUGGGCCCCAACGCUGGGGAAGAACUGGACACACACUGUUUGAAGACUGUGGGUUUGACACCUGCUUGGAAACAGCUUAUUGGGACUGAUCUUAACCCAGGAUAUUUUUCCCAAAGCAGAUCUAAAUUGUUUACUAUGCAGAGACGGAAAGGACAGGCACCCUUAUUCUCUCUCCUCUAGUUGCCCUCCCCCACAGCCCUUUCCACCUCUACUUGGUUCAAGACUUUCUGAAAUGAGAAUUCUGCUGUUAUUGCAACUGCCAUUGGUUUUGAGAACUCUGUCCUUUGGGAUCGUCUCUAGAACUCGUUAUCUGUCCUACUUGCUGCUACAUUUGGAAAAUGACUUUGCCUGUGUUGGUUAACUUCUCUAUUUAUAGGAGAUUUUGUCAUGUACUUUGACCCCUGUGUAGAACUAGGGUACUUUAUUUUAGGAGUGUACUAUGAAAGCACACUGGUCCUUGUAUUGUUAUUAUUACCUAGGUUUUGAAUUUGUUUCCUUUGUUUGUUGGUCUUUGUUUUAUUUUUCAAAUUGAAAAAUAGAAUAAUGGCAAAACUCUACUCCAGGCCAAACUUGAGAGCUGUGCUGUGCUUCAGCGUGGCUGCUCUGCCGACCCAUCCUGCUCCGAAGGGCACUUUGACUUUUCGUUGUACAUGUGUGACUUUGUGUUAGCUCUGGGUGCUUUUGGUUUUGUAAAAGCGAAGCGGAAACAAGUGCAGUAGUAGAGAAAUGAUCACAGACAUGUUAUGCAAUUUUAUUUUAUAAAACUUUAAAGGAAAAGUUUAACUCCUUGUAAAUAAUUUCUUAUCUCUGGUAAAAUGCUUAUAUUACUCCUCUAAACCAUGCUCAAUUCAGGCCUUUGUCUUUGUUAAGUGCCUUUUAUUUCUUUCUUUUUCUCCCCUCUUUAGAAACUUUUCAAACACCCUAGAGUACAUACUGAUUAAGUCAGGGGAUUCAGGAGAAAGAAUCUCAGACUUGCCAAAAUCAUGUCAUGUUUUAAUAAUACUCUUCCUUCUGCUUUGUAUGUGUGAACACAACGAGAUGCACAGUGUGUGUAAAGCCAGGAACAGCUGUUCCAUGGCAAUCUUUCUAAGCACUGCCCUUUUGACAUUGCAGAGUUCCUACCUUGUUUAUCUCAUUGCUUUGGGUCGAUUCAGACGGGCAGAUCGGGAAGUUGUCUUUACACAUGAUGCUGGCUUCCCCUUCUGAGUAUCUGUAAAAGUUAAUAUAUAUGUGUGUGUGUGUGUGUGUAUAUAUAUAUAUAUGUGUGUAUAUAUAUAUAUACACACAUAUAUAUAUAAAACAUACAUGUGUUGGUUAUUGCAAGCAUAAUAAACUUGGUGGACUCAUUGAUUAUUUCUGGAUACAAUCCACUUCUCUCUACCCUUCAAAUUUCGCAGCAGUAGUGUGUUAGGCAUCAGGAUAACAAGAGCAUCUUGUGGGUCAAUCUGAUGUGGGGCCUAUGCAGACAAGACUAAACACACGGAGGGCUAGAGCUAGAACCAUGCAGUGGUAUCCGAAUACACUUUGAAGGGAGUUAGCACCCAUGUCAUUAUUAAAAAGUGUUUUCUUCUGGAAAAUUAUCUUUAAGAAAUUAUAGAGCUGAAUACCUUUUAAAACUUCAAUAAACUUAGAUUUUAGAUAAUGAGGAAACACUCAUCUACAACAUACUUGAGAGAUUUUCAAUCUCUUUAUUUUCUAGAUGAUUAGAUUUUGCUCUGAUUUCAUGAUCAUUUAGACAUCUUUCUUGAGCAAAGUAACCUAACUUUCUAGGAUUUUUUUCUUUUUUCUUUUUGAUAUAACAUGUUGAAAGAGACUAAGACGAACCAAUUCUCUAAACAGUACAAAUACAUGUGCAAAGGACCUCACUUUAGUAAAAUUUUAAUUGGAAAAGGACACUUGUGGCUACAAAAAGAAGCUCCUAGUAGCAGAGCUGUCAUCAGGCAGCUGGGAUCAGUAUUGAGUGUUAAUUCCUAAAAUGCUUCAUCUAGGGGGGAUGUCAUUUAACCUUCGUGCCUCAGAUUACCCAUGAGACAAUUGGGUAUAAUAAUAAUCGCCUACCUCCCAGGGAUAUCAGAGACUUUACUAUUUCAAAAAUAUUUUGAGUUUUCCUAGAACAUCCUAUAUAAUUAUAGUAUUAUCUUCCUGCAGAGGUUGAAAACAAAUGUUUUCCUUAUAGUGGAUAUAAAGAGUACCCUCUGGUCUUUAUGUUUGAAAAAAAUCACUGGAUUUAAUUUAGAUACAUGUUUGAUAUUGAAACAUACCAUAUUUGUAGUGUAGUAGAAUUAUUAGUUUCAGAUUAAAUCAAAGGGGAUGACACUAAGUUUCUUAACUACCAAUAGUUUUUUUUUUUUCUAAGCUUUUAUGAUGUUAUUACUUACGUGAUGUUUUUGAAGGUUGUCAAAGUAAAGUUAGAGAAAGUUUGGAUUGCUGAUAAGUGACCUGAAAGGUUGUAUCCUCCCUCUUCUUCCUUCUGAAUCUAAUUUCCUUGUAGUACUUGCUUGAUGAGUAAAUCAGACCCUGCACAUUGUUCCUGUCUCUGGGUUGAUCCACCUUUGCCCUGGGAGAUGGGGCAUGUCUACACCUAGGCAGCUGUGUACACUUUUCACUUUGAAGUUCAUGCUUCUUCAGUCCAUGAGUGAGUCAGAGCGAUCAGCUGCUCAGGCGGUAGGAAAAUAGGAGAAGAUGACAGGGUUCACUUGCUAGCUGUGGCAAAGGGGACGGUCAGGGUACAAGGAAACAUGAUUUCCUUAGCUCCUGGGAGGAGAUUAAGAUCAUUGUAUCUCACCUUCCAUUCAUGCAUACUAAGUAAUAAUGCAUAAAAUGUUUUUCUUUAAAACAACAGGAACAAAUGGAUGCUGCAGUUUUUGUUAGAGCUAAGUAGUGUGUGAGAAAGAGUAUGAGUGAGUUUAAAUUACAGCACAUAUUCAGGGUCAGCAAAGAGAGUGCAGGGUGUUGAGGAACAUUUACUCAGCUCAAGUGAGUUAGGAGAAAGCCCUAGGCCUAAUAAGCAGCCAGCACGUCUGGGCUGACCCCAGAACUGACUCAGACCUGGUCAUUCUCUAGUCCUAGGGGAUUUUUUGGUGUUUGUUGUUUUCCUAAAAUCAUUUUUGGGAUUUUUGUUGAUUUUUUUUUUUCCCCCCUCCUCCAGAUUAGGCCUUAGUUCAUAGCCUUUCAGAAUCAGCUGUGCACAUAAGCAUACUCUCCGUUUCCCACAUUUUCUUCUUGUUCCAUUCUUCAAUACAAAUGUUAAGAUUUCAACCCAAAGUAAUAAAGUUAGGGAUUUGUUGAGUGUGUGUGUAUUUCUUCUGGGGAAGAGUAACAGCAGCCUAAAAUAGAUAUAUUGUCUGUGUUCAUCUGCCCUAAAAUGUGAACUUUAUAUAACAACCUCGCUGAAAAUCCCUUUGCCUGUGCAGACCUAGAGUUAGUGUCGUGGAUCAUGCUUGCACUUUUAUGAAGUCACCCGGUGUAACUCUGAGAAGUUUAGUGUUUUGGCUGACAGAGCUGAAAUGCUGGCUCAGGCUCUCACUGAAAACAGCUUCAAAUGUUAGUGUUUAAUUCUUCAUUUCUUUUAGUCUUCAUCCUUGCCUUUGCGGUGGAGCUCUGAAAUUAGCAAUUGCUCCUCUACAGUAUAAGUUAGUUGUUUGUUGUUAGAUCUAAGGAGAAAAGGUAAAUUGUUUCCACGUCCUCCUCUCCCUCACUUUUCCACGACAACAGUCGUGUAGGGGACAGUUUACAUCUUAGCUCAGGACACAGGCAUGGGUCAUCGUUAGGGUUUAGUUAGUGGAAAUACCUCUGACUAGCCUGAUGCCAAAUGACACUUCCUCUUGUACACUCUUCCCAUUUACUUUAAAGGGAUUGUUUGUGAUCUCCUUGUGUUGUAAGGUUUCUACUUCUCUGUUUCCUGUGUAUUCCCAUUUCAUAGUAGUUGCUAUUCAAACUUAGUGUAGUUUUUACACUGCUACCCAGACUAGUCAGGAACACAUUUUGAAGUCUCAGUAAUACAAUUAAGGUUCUGUACAUAGUCCAGAGUUUGCAGAUUACUGAUGAUUGGGGUAUUUUCUCUUCUCGUUUAUGUUAAAAAAAAAAAAAAAAAUAGAUCUCAUAGGCUGAGGGUGUAGCUCAGUAGUAGAGCUCUUACCCAGCAUGUGCAAAGCCUGGAUGGAGGUCCCUACCCAGCAGAGCAGAGUAACAAUAAAUAAUACCAGUACUUUUCAAGAUUUGGCAAAAGAAAUACAGUCUUCAUUAGGGACUCAUAAUGGUCCGGCUUGCUAAGGUCUGUCUGAGCCAAGCAGACCACUGAAUCCUUAGCCCCAAUUUUAAGUUCCCUGAGUCUGGCUGGUGGAUGCUUGGUGGUAGAGCUCUGGCUGACAUCAGAUAAGAUGGCUUACCUGACAUAACAUCUUCUAUCUCAGAGUACAUUUAGGAAGCGACGGCAACCGAGACAAACCAUUGCCUGCCUAACAACCUGUGCUCAAAUUUUACAUACAACCAUAUUGUAUUUUCUGUACUUAUAACCAUAAACUUUCUUCCUUUCUUGCUUACCUCUACUGUUUGCAAAAACCUUGUGCACACACACACUGGCAAGAUUACCAAGUAUUUGCCCAAUUUUAGCUAGAAACAUAAAAAGGAAAAUAAAUGUCAGUUGACAAUAGUGUUUGUUUUAAAUAGUUAGAAAGUUGAUCCAUCUUUGGUCGGCUUUCUUGACAUUUCAGCUAUUCCUCCAUAAUAAAUUAUAUAUCUUCUUUGACAUGUGAACACCCAGGGCCUUCUCCCAGUAGAGGUGGUGUGUCCCUCCCACACAGCUUCCUCUGAUUCAGCAUUCAGAGAAGAGAGCCAAGCUUUGUAGGAUCUGUUGUCAACUGUCAUUGAAAAAAACUACCUUACUUUAGGAAAUAUUUGAGUGCUAAACUGUUCUUGGGGGGGCAGCAUGUUAAUUUGAGCCUCCCCAAGGUUUCUCUGCUUAAAUAGUAUCAGACUUUAAGGAGAGGAAAAGAAAUCUCUGGCUGGUGAGAAUUUUGCUCCCCAAAUAAUGAAGUUAAGCCUAACCUAGGUGAUAAGAGAUGGGUGUUUUCUCUCUCUGCUUGUGAGCAAGGGUUAUAAUUUUAAGAAUCACCAUGGACCUGCAGACCCUCUUGCUGUAACUGGAAGAUAGUAGACUGAGUUUAGUCUGCCGAAGCGUGUAUUUCCAGCCCUCCAUUAAAGUGUAGAUUAGGGGAGACUUAUUGAAUAGCAAAAGGAAGAAAGGAAGUUACUUAUCCCUGAGUGUCUGCUCUGCAGAGCUGCUCCCACUUAGGAAACAGUUCCUCCUCUGCAGUCAGCCCCACCCUACACAGAUGCUAGCGUGCUUGCAAGCCAGUCUCUAACAAGAGCUUGAGAUGUUGAUGGUCCUUAGGGACAGGCCCCCGUUACUGUACUGCAUCUGCUUGUAGCAAGGUGUGUUUUUGCUAACUUGAAGGAAUAUAUGCUGUAUUUCAGAUAAGUGUGUGACUUAAUACUUUGGGAUUUCUUUUUCCUCUAAAAACUGGACCUGAACACAAGCUUUGAGUUGGUAUUUGUAAUAAUCUCAGGACCUGAAAGAUUGUAGCAUUUAGUGUGUCUUAAAAAUUAUGUACUGUACCAGCCAUGGAGUUUUGUAAAUAUACCUGUCUCCCUUUUUUUGUAUUAUUUUAGUAAAUAAAUAAAUAAAU
Messenger RNA from Phodopus roborovskii (desert hamster), 13220 nucleotides. RefSeq names its product ubinuclein 2 (gene Ubn2). The coding region runs from base 343 to 4254 and encodes 1303 amino acids. The transcript has 17 exons. Gene Ontology annotation, cellular component: nucleus. Lineage: Eukaryota; Metazoa; Chordata; Mammalia; Rodentia; Cricetidae. The record is from RefSeq and is a predicted model, not a curated record.